UUGGAGUUUUACUAUCGAAUUUUUGCUGUGUGUGUUAAUAUCCUGCAGCUCCCAGGGCGUAGGACUAAAAUUAAAGGCAAAACCUACGAAAAUUGGUGCAAACCAAUGGCCAAAUAGAUCCAGAGCAGGGUAAACCACGAAAUUAGUGUGUAAAUGGAGGCCAAUUGAGUCGAAUUGAAUUUUUCGCUCUGCCAAAACCGAGAGUGUGUCACCCAUUUCUUUGUGCUUCAGUUUUUCCGGGGGACAGACAAAGAAAGUAAAGAAAGUUGUGCAACUUAAAGGGAAAUAUACAUUAUAAUCAACGAGUUACGGUGCACAGAAAAUAUAUAAUUCACCGCUGCAUAAUGAAAGGCGUAGUAUUAGCUGCAUCCCUUUCCCUCCCCCCACAACGCCCUAAAGUAGGCAAAGUGCAAGUAAACACGCACACAGAUACAACCGUUGGAAAAUCGAUAAUCCGUACGUGUGUGUGCGCGUAAAAGUGUGAGUGAGACAAAUGCCGGUGUGUUCUAUCGGACAAGUGACACGAUAACAACAACAAGCUGGCUUGAAGGAGUGCGUAGGUGCGAGCAGGACAGCAGACGCGAACAGCAGGAUAAGUGUAAACAAAGCACAAAAAGCACUACAAAACAACAACGAAGCAACUAUUAUAAAUCAUAAAUAAAAUAGCCCCCCUAAAGCUCAAUCAUUAUUCGCAACAUUAUACGCGGCCAAAGGAAUUACUACACGAAUGCCAAUCAGCUUUUUCUGAGCAAAAUGCAGACGCUGCGCAAGAAAACGAGUCCUUGUAAAUAUCGCAAUGAUCCGGGACGCUUUUUCGGCGAUGGCGUCCAGUUCAAGGCAAAGCUCAUCGGCAUUCUGGAGGUGGGCGAGGCUCGGGGAGAUCGGAUGUGCCAGGAGGCGCUGCAGGACCUCAAGAUGGCCAUUCGAGCGGCUGGAGAGCAUAAACAGCGGAUAACGAUCCAUGUGACCAUCGAUGGGUUGCGGUUGAGGGAUGAGAAAACGGGUGAUUCCCUGUACCAUCAUCCGGUGCACAAGAUCUCCUUCAUCGCCCAGGAUAUGACAGAUUCGAGGGCCUUUGGAUAUAUCUUUGGAUCGCCGGACAGUGGCCAUCGGUUCUUCGGCAUCAAGACGGACAAGGCGGCCAGCCAGGUGGUGCUGGCCAUGCGCGAUCUCUUCCAGGUGGUCUUCGAGCUAAAGAAGAAGGAGAUCGAGAUGGCGCGCCAGCAGAUCCAGGGCAAGUCCCUGCACGACCACGCCAGCCAGCUGGCCUCCCUGUCCUCGCUGAAGGCCGCCGGCCUGGGUGGCAUGGCCUUGGGUCACUCGGACUUGGCCAGUGGAGGAAUUUCCUCUGGUCACGCCCUCACCCUGCUGGGCAGUAGCCUCAGCGCCUCGAAUGGAACAAGCAGGCUGGGUGUUAAUCUGGAUGUUGCAAAGGCAUCAGGAUCAGCGGCUAAGGAGAUCUCUCCCGAAUCCGUGGCUGAUCUGGUGGAUCUAGAGCAAGAGCUUACCUCACUGCAGAGGGGAAUCAGUCAGAUGGAGAGAAUUACGCCAAAUGAGCCCACAACUUUGGCCUCCAGCGGUGGUGGUGCUGGCCAACCCUCAUUGGCGAAAUCCGCCAGCGAGGAUGAUCCCUUCGGAGACUCGUUCAUCUAUGUGCCCUCCUACAGCAUCCUGCCACCGCCUCCAGAUUCUGGACGCAACAGGCACAAGCCGCCUAGCAAAGCACCAGAGGCCGUGGCCGGUUUGGAUGCAAUGCUCUCGCCACCUCCAGGCGCUAGUAGCUCUCAAUCUCCGGCCAUCGCAACACUCCAGGCGGCGGCGGAUAACGACGAUGACAACUGGCUGCAGGAACUGGACCAACAGCCUGAUGUCUUCGAUACUACCAAAGUGGUGGGCACUAGUGGAUUGGGAUCGGUGUUGGCCAUGGCUCCGUUGGCCUCUAGUGAAUCGACGGCCACGCCCACAAAACAACUGACGGAGGUCGCUGCAGGAUCCGGACCUCUAGCUGAUCUGGAUAUGGGUUUGGGUUCGGUUGCAGGAAAUGAGGAUCUGGCCUCGGCCAUUUUGUCUUUGGAUGCGUUCACGGAUCUGGAUCCGCUGGGCACGGGACGCACCAGGCCGUAUGUUGAUAAGAAAUACUUCUUCCAAGAGCUCAAGAAUCCUCCGAAGAAGCUGCUCAAGGAGCUCAGCUCCGGCAGUCAGGCGGGUCUCGGCUUGGGUCUCUCCCUGGGCCAGUCGGAUGGCCUCUUUCCGGAGGAUAGCACCACCAUCUCCACCACCACUACCACAGCUACUAACAUCACCGCAGGAAAUCCGCUCCAGAACUCGGCUAACACACUAACCACCACCGCUAGCACCGCCGCCAGUCUGGGCCAGCUCCUGUCCACGAUGGCUUCCAAUACCAAUACCAGUACCAAUACCUAUCCCGAUCCCCUGACCGCUCCCGCUCCCCCAUCCAUUUCCAUGUCCACAACAACCAUUUCCCAUUCGAUCACCCCGAGCGCUGAGCUAAAACUGUUGCUUGGCCAUGUCACUAAUCCGCCUAAUCCCACCGGCCACUAUUAUACCACAGAACCGCCCACGCUGACCUCGCUGGAGGAUACCCAUCCGCCGGCGGAUCCUGUGCUGCUGCCCAGGGACACGGAUCCGUUCUCGCCCACGCGCAAGAAGAGCGAUCCAGAUCCCUUUCAGGAGGGCGAUCUCUUUGCCAAGCUGGAUGCCUUCGAGUUUGAGGCUCCGCCGGCGGUUCCAGCUCCCACGAUCCCCAAUUUGGCGCCGGAACCAAAAGCGAAUGUAUUCAAUGGACCACUGCAGGUGCAGUUGCCACCGGAAAAGGAGUUGCAGCUUCAACAGCCGCCAAGUACGGUAAGGAAUCGUCCCACGGCAUCGGUUUCCGCCCUGCCAAGUGGCGGUGCCCUGGAUGUGAUCUCCAGCAUUAGCAACAAGAAGAUGCCGCAUCUCUUUGGCCAGGCCAGAGCAUUUGGCAAAUCCGGAUCGGACAUUGGUUCGAGUGUCAAUAUGCGGCGAUUGCAGGAGAGCGAUUCGCUGAGCGAGACAGAGGCUGCUCCGGAGCCACCACCACGUCCAGACUCCACUCCGUACUCGGAGCCACCGCCCCUGCCGCCCAAGAAGCAGUUUAGCGACCUGGUCAUCCGACCCUCGCCCGCAAAUCCCACACCACCGCCCACUGCCGGACGGUAUGAGUAUUUGAACAGUAGCGUCACGGCGCGCAGGACUCUUUCGUCGGCUGAUGCACCACCCAUUCCAUUGCCAUCGCGUCGUGUGGGUCGUUCUGAUGGCUGUUUUCCGGGACCGGGAAGGCCAAGAAAACCGGGACACACCGAGGAUGACUAUUUGGCGCCGCUGGGAGCUCCGCCGCCAUUGCUGCCGCCACCCAGUCAAGGAUCUUCGGCUCGGGCGCGACCCCAACGGCAGACUUCUUUGGGGCGGGCGCAGGAUAUCUACGAAAACAAGGCGGAGAUCCUGCAGGUUCAGGCGCAGGAAGUGUCGUCCACUACCAAUACCCUGGCUCCCGACAUCACAUUAACCCAACUGCUCACCCUUGGAAUGGAUGACCUGGCCAUUAAGUUGAACGUUCCGGCCAGCAAGCUAAGCACCAUGACGCUGGUUCAGUUGACAGCCUAUCUAUCUGCGUAUUUGUCCAGUGAAAAGAGCCACACUCACAGCCAAGAGAGGAGGUCCUCGCCAGCCAAUCCAGCCAAUCCUGCCCCAGCCUCUACAGCGGCUGUGUUCAAGGUGAACUUUGAUCAGCAGACCUCCUUUGUGGCAAAGUUUGAUGAUACGUUCGGCGAGGAUGAGUUGGUGAUGCCUGCGGCUACCUUAGAUUCCACUUUUGUGGCCAAUUUCGCCAACUUUAAUGAGGCCCCCACUCCGAUGGCCAUGUCAGCAGUGUCGCCAGUGGUUGCCACAGUGCCAUCUGCGGACCGAUAUGCCGUCUUCCGCGAGAUCAUCGAUCAGGAGCUGCAGCAGCAACAGCAGGAAACCGAUUUGAUGGGCGACUUGACACCACCGCCAGUGGACGAAACGCAGGCCAAAGAAAUGACAGAGGGUUUGGAGGCGAACCUCGUGGGCGCAGAGCUACCAAUUGAUGCCUUGGAGGUGAAACCAGCUCCCAAAAUCGACACCAAGAUCACCGAAGUGGUGGCCCAGGCCAAGGAUCGUUAUGCAGCUCUAAGGGACAUCAUUCUAGUGGAGAAUCUCUUCGAUAAGCCAGCGAUUUCAACGGCUACUCAGCCGGAGAAGGAGAAGGAAAAGGAUCUGCUGCAGGACUUUCCAGAGUUCAGCGAUGAGUUUAACGAGGAUCAUGAUCUCCGUCAGAUAAUGGAUCAUCAGGAUGUGCAGCCGCAUCCCCGUGAUCGCCAUGGUCUGGUCGACAGUCGGGGUUUCCCAACAGAGCCAUCAUCGUCCGCAUUGACAGUGGGCGAUGAUGACGAGGACGAGGAUGCAGAUGCCGGUGGUGAGAGCAGCCUGGAUAGCAACGAAAAGGAUGCGGAACCUGUUAGCGGACAGGAUCAGUACGAGAAGCUGUCCACUUCCACGCAACAACUGGAUGCAGCUGCCCCAGUUCUGGACGAUGUGCAUCAGCAGCAAUCGCUGGCUCCCAAACAGGAUCAGAAAUUCCUUUCCGUACUCACGGCGCCCGGCGGCGGAACCAAGGAUGACAUCGAGAUCGAUGAGCUUAUGCAUCGGGCCAUUUCCAAUCUCUCCCUGGACUCAAGGGAUCGAAUUUCGCCAGCCAACUCCUCGGCAGCUCCGUCGAGGGGAGCUCCCAGCCUGCACACGCCCUCUCAGUUCAACGAUGUCAGUACCUCGCCCAUUCCGCUCCAGAAACCCGUGAUGGGGCCAUCGCCAGUGCCCUCGCAGCUUUCGGCGGUGUCCCAACUCAUCGAUACCGCCACCAAGCAGAUGAUGGGCGACAAGGAGCGGGAGAAGCAAUCGUGGGCCACUUUCGACUCGCCCAAGGCAAAGGGUAAAGCACGACUAACGCUUCCCCCACCACCGCCGCCUGCGUCCAACACUUCGCAACCGGAUACGGUGGAAUCUCCAUGCAGCUCGGAUCCCCGGGACGACGGCUGGUCCAAGCAACAACGUCGCUGGGCGAAGAAGGAGCGCCAGCAGACGUCAUCAUCCUCCCGCGACCUGAGUCCCUGGGACGAUGAGACGCCCGAGUAUCUCAAGCGGCGGCAGUUAGCGGCCGCUCAAAUGGCACAUCCUCACCAGCCACAAUUGCAGCCACAGCCGCAGCACACGGAUCGACAUGGCUAUUAUAUGCGACACGCCAGGCGGAUGAACUCAUGUGACGAGGAUUACGACUAUGACGCUGAGUUCAUGGCACGUCGGGAUCAGCAGCAGCAACAGCAACAUCAGCAACGGAAGUUCAAGCAUGGUCUCUCCCGCAGCAGGGAUAACUUUGAACUUGAUUCACCCAGUUGGUACCAUCACCCGGCGCAUCACACCUGGUCGCCGCAGGAGAUCGAACAGGCGCGGGCCCGGUCUUUCGAGCGUGCUGCCUACGAGCGAUCCAGCUAUGGGCCACCACCGCCCAUCUACGACAAGCGUGGCCAACUGAGGAGCAAGUAUCGCGGAGAUCACAGGGACAGGGAUCGCGAACGCGAUCGCGAUCGGGAGUACCGAGACUACGCCCGUCCCAGCUACGACUUUGACUUCGAAAAUGUGUACGAGGAGCGUGGAGGACGAUCACCCAUGGCCUACAAGCCGGGAAGGGGCGGUGCUGAUUACUUGUACGACAGAGAACGGGACAGAGAUCGGGAUCGCGAACGUAAAUCCUUCGACCGGGAAAGUCUCGAGUCGUAUGAGAGUGCCACCCGGCGACGACGUAGUUUCGGCAGUGGCAACGAUGUCUAUGGCAGCCUGGACAGUCGCGAUGAUUACCGUGGCGAAAGGGAGCGGGAUCGGGAUCGGGAACGGGAUCGCGAACAGAUGAAGACCCGCUCCCUGCGAAAGCCCACAACGACGUCUGGAAAGCUUAGGAUCAGUGGCGACAUCGAUUACGAGCAGGACUCGGAGCUGGAUUUCCAGCAGCGAUCGGGUGUCCGCAGUCUGCAGCGACCGAGUCAGCUGGGCGGGGAUGUGGUGCUGCCCUCCAGUGCGGUCGUCGGCCCACAGAGAUUGCGCAAGAGCAGCGGCUCCAGUCCCUGGGAUGGCGAGGAGCCCGCCUUGCCAGGCCAGAAAUCUUGGAAGCGUCCAGCCAGCGCCGCCGAGACCGAAAGACGUUUGGCUGAGAGUCGUCGAGCUGCAGCUUUGGGUCAAACACCCUCGGAUGGCGAGAAAGAGCGAAGAUUCCGCAAGAAGACCCGUGCACGCAGUGCCAAGGAUUUGGCCACAGUGGGUGUGCCCAGCGUCGCCACCACCGCCCCUAACAGAUCGGGCUAUGGGCGUGGCAUCCGGGAUAACUACGACUAUAUGUGUCCAGGCCAGCGCAAUGAUGACGACGACGACGACGACGAUGAUGAUGAUGAGGACUAUGUGGACGAUGAGCCGCCAACAGAUGAGGAUAAAUUCGAGAGAUUGAAUCGUCGGCGGCAUGAAAUGCACCAGCGUAUGCUGGAGUCCGAGCGUCGGCAAAUGGAACGCCAUCAGCCACCAUCGCUGGCGAAGCUUCCUGGCCAGAAUCGCAACCGUGGCGUGGUGGUGAACAGUGACUAUGGUUUUGUGGACAGUUAUGAGCAGACGCCAACGCCCACACCGCGUUCAAAUGCCAGCAGCACCGGACCCGGUGGCCUGAUGAUGAGCGGCGGCGAAUCGUCCGCCGGAGUGACUAGUUCCAAGUUCAAUUUCGAUGACGGUUUUGAGUCGGACUUCAAUCAAAGUUCACCGCCUCCGGCGCCGGCAGGCACCGCCUCCAGUUGUAAUUCAACGCCAGCGGGACCAGUUUCGGCAAGUGCAAACAAUGGUGGAUCGAAGAGCCUGUUUCGCUUCUCCAAUGAUUUCUCGGAUCGCGAGAAGCGGGAGCAGUUUGAGGUGGAAACACCGCCGACAUCAACGCCACCAAUUACGCAGAAACUGCGUUUCGAUGACAACGUGAAGGUGUCCCAAUUCGAUGAUGCUGCCUUUGAGGAUGACUUUGCCAAGGCAUCGUUUGACUUUGAGAAGGAACAAGCGGGUCCAGGCACAGCUGCUGGAGCUGGAGGAUCGGGUGCCAUGAGCAGGAAGCAGAAUAUGCGAACCAACAAGCUGCAGCAGCGUCAGGAACUGAUCAAGAAAUCCGAGUCGGUAAACAUAUUCGCCAAGAAGCAAGAGGAUCCCUUCGAGGACGACGAGUUCUUUAAGUCACCGGACCAGGAGCUGGCAUCCGAUCAGCACAACGACGAUGCAGAGGCCGGAAAAUUUCAGUGGAGCGAGGACGCGAACUUUGCCAAGUUCGAUGAAAACAUGUGAUUUGACCAACUCUUUGCCAAGGCAUCGGGGCAGCGACCGGAGCCGGAUGUCGAUGGCCACAACUAUGCGGAGAUCGAUGUGGUCAACGACACGGACCUCUCCUUCCUGACCAAUCUCAAUCAUUACUACCAGCAGCAGCGAUUGCAGAGCUUACGGCAGACAUUGAACCGCCAUGU
Molecule: messenger RNA, 7595 nt
Organism: Drosophila elegans
Lineage: Eukaryota; Metazoa; Arthropoda; Insecta; Diptera; Drosophilidae
Gene: Dab
Product: protein disabled
Exons: 9
Coding region: 754-7419 (2221 amino acids)
Source: RefSeq, a predicted model, not a curated record